CCCGUCCCAAUCCACAACUCAACAGCCUCUCCACUCUCCACACCAGAGCCCAAGCGUUCGCUAUACCCAUCGUCCCAUCUCCUCUCUCGAUCUCAGUGAAGUUUUCCGCAACCAACAGCAGCCAGAUGGCUCGCUUCGCCGUGGUCGCCGCCGUCAUCGCGGUCCUCGCCGUCGCCGCCGCCGCUCAGGGCCCCAUGCCGGCGCCCAGGAUGGCCCCGCUCCCCGCACCGCCGGCGAGGUCCCCGGCCACCGCCCCUGCGCCGGUCGCCACCCCGCCCACCGCCGCGUCGCCGUCCCCGAUGGCCUCUCCCCCGGCCCCGCCCACCGACGCGCCGACCGACGCUCCCUCGGCGAUGACGCCGUCCGCGGUCUCCGCCACGCCCACCGGCGCCCCCACCGCCACCCCCGCGAGCUCCGCCGUGUACUCAUCCGCCGCCAGCUUCGUCGCCGUCGCCGGCGCGGUCGCCGCCGCCAUCAUGUUCUAGAUGGACGGAGGAUCGUCGAGCUGACCUUCGAUGUGCCGCCGCCGUGGAUCUUUGAGUCUGUCCAACCGUUGUUUAUACUCCGACGAGAUUCUUUUUCGGUUCUCUUUGUUGAGCUGGGGAGUGAGUUAUAUGUAACGCCGCCGUGUUGCGCCACGCAUGCGCCAGAUUAUUGUCAUUAAUAGAAUUCUUUCAUUUGUUACCUUA
This is a messenger RNA of Aegilops tauschii subsp. strangulata, 689 nucleotides long. RefSeq lists its product as uncharacterized. Lineage: Eukaryota; Viridiplantae; Streptophyta; Magnoliopsida; Poales; Poaceae. The record is from RefSeq and is a predicted model, not a curated record.